AUGUCGGCCAGUAACCAGCAACAGCAACCCCAGACACAGCCGCGUAUAUCAGCACCUAACACCACUAUGGCUGAGAUCAUUGUUGGACCCAAGGCAAAACGCUUCACUGUGCAGCUCAAUCGCAUCGUCUACUACUCGCCCUUCUUCCUCGCUGCCCUAACAGGACCCUUUAAGGAAGCCAAAGACAAAGUCGUCACCCUACCCGACACUGAGGCGAACAUCUUUGAGCUAUUCGUCCACUGGCUGUACCAUCAACGCUUUCCUACACAGGGGGACUCUCCCCGACUACUCGCGCUUUACAGCGGCGGCGACAGAUACCCAUACUUCGAAUCCGCUAGGCUGAUGAGACUCUACGUGUUCUCCGAUAAGUACAACAUCCCUAAGCUGAACCGAGAUUGCCUGGAUGCGCUCUUCGAGCAUGUCGGCGAUAGCGAUGGAUAUAAACUGCCGGAUCUAAACGACGUUGCCUACGCGGUCAAGAACUUGAACGAUGAGGAUCCGCUUCUUCGCAUGAUUGUCGACGGCUUCUGCUACUACGGUAACAGUGUCUGCUGGGAGACUGACCAGAUCCAGAAGUUGCCGCUUCCUUUCAUAGCACGGUUGAUGAGACAUAUGAGCGACUUUCGCGAUUAUGGUAUGGAAGACGUUAAGGAGCCUGAAUUAUGCGACUAUCAUGGUCAUGCAUCGAGUGAGGAGAGGGAGGCGUGCGAGAAUAGGAGAGAGAUGGAGGAGCAGGCGAGGGAGAUGAUACAGGAUUGA
Molecule: messenger RNA, 759 nt
Organism: Alternaria hordeiaustralica
Lineage: Eukaryota; Fungi; Ascomycota; Dothideomycetes; Pleosporales; Pleosporaceae
Exons: 2
Coding region: 1-759 (252 amino acids)
Molecular function (GO): protein binding
Source: RefSeq, a predicted model, not a curated record